Oryzias latipes (Japanese medaka) is the source of this 3728-nucleotide messenger RNA. RefSeq names its product thymocyte expressed, positive selection associated 1 (gene tespa1). The record is from RefSeq and is a predicted model, not a curated record. NCBI's taxonomy places the organism in Eukaryota, Metazoa, Chordata, Actinopteri, Beloniformes, Adrianichthyidae. Gene Ontology annotation, molecular function: signaling receptor binding.
AACAUUUUUACAAUCACAGUUAGGCUUUAAAAGUUGCACUGUGGUUAUAACACAAAACUUUUUAUUUUAUUAGGUCUUACGUCAGUAGAUGUGUUCAUAAAGUAAAACCUCACAUUUUCUCAUAACCGUUUCUGUUUAGAACACCAAUCAGUGAAACUUUAUUGUCCAUAGUUUAGAUGACAGUUUUGUAACUUUACAUCUCUAACAUGAACACAUGCACUACUGCUUUAUCUUAGUUUAGCUUUAUUUCUCUUUUUUAGUUUCUUAAUAUCAUUUAUGAAUUCAUGAUCUGCAUAUGUAACUUUCAUUUUAGCUUCAUACCAAGUCCUUUGUUACAGUCUAUGAUAAUUUACAUGCAGUGAUGCGAAUAGAUAUACAACCUCUUCUAGAUCUAAUGUUUAACAUAUCAGGAUAUGGCAAAACAAAAAGGAAUCUCAGAUUAAAAAAGAAAAGAAAAACCCAAUAAACCAUUUUAGCAUAAAGUAACCCAAAAGGAUAAUGAAGGUGAGCCAGAUGAGGACAUAUGAACAUGUUUUUUUAAGUUAAACUUUAGUAUUUUACUGGUCUGAGGUAUUAUAAAGUAUUUGUAAAGAUCAAUAUAGUUAUAUUUGUUGAUUUUUUAAACAAACUUGACAGUUUAGCAGUUUUUUUGAUUACGUUUUAAAUGGUAAGCAACAAAUAGUUCCUUCAAAAAAGAUGGAACAACUUGGGUCUCACUCAUUAAUCAGUGAAGAGUUUAUAACAGUAUCAAUUUUAACACUAACUCAUUUUUUAAUGAAAGAAAAGGUCAUUCACAACUUUAAAAUAUCCAAAUAUACAGAUUUUUACAGACGUGGAGGUCCAAAGAAAUUGAUCAUUGAAUGAUCAGAGAAAGAAGAAAGACAAAUGAAGUGCAUUGACACUGUAAUAAUUUGUAGAUCCCAUUUAUACGUCUAUAAAAUCUUAAGAAAACGGAACUCCUUGUGUAUAAUGGGAUUUCAAUUAGAUACUCAUUAAAAAUGACUAAAGGCUGCAAGCUAAACCUUUCGUAAGAACCUGAUAGCAUCAGUCAGAUAAGUAGUUUCUAUUAUUGCCUCCCUAAGCUGGUCUACCAGCCGCACUUUGGUUCUCAUCUUACUUUUGAGUUUAUUUUUUAAACUUGGAAGCUCAAAAAGAGUGUGCUUUAUUUCCCCAGGAUUUUAAACUCCAAAAUAUGUCGGUGAACUGUACUGGAGACAUGUGCUGUGGUGGCAAGUUUCCAUCUGUUUGCAGCGUUGAUAUAACACAUUAGGAAAGGAAACUAUCACAGUUUUGAGUGGGCGUGCUGUUGAAGGUUGGGUUUACAAAAGUGCAUGUAAUUUUGAAACCAAGUUUUAUUUCCAACCCAGUCCUUCUGCAUUGGUUGCACUGACUACAUAUCGCCCUCAAGUCAUGGAAAGAGCGUCCAUCAAAGAUAGGCGGAGAGCUUGGAUCAACAGCCGACAGUGCACCACUUUGGAGGAACCUCAAGGGUUGUUAUCCACCUCGAUGAUUGACGACAAUGUCUUCCCAGAUGAAAAGAUUGAGAGCUGGCUUCGUGGCUGUAGGUCAGAGGCCGGGUCGGAGAACAAUGCUAGAUUCAGUUUUGAUGCUGAACUAGCUUUUAAUUUGGCCGAUGACCUGAGCCUUGGAGCUGAUGCUUCAGUCUUAGGUGGCGCUUCAGUUAAACACAGAGCUGGAACAAGCCGUCAUAGACUUAGAUUGCUGCAACUGAAGCAUGGGCUCAGCAUGGCCUCCAGCUGCUACUCCUCAUCCACCUGCAAAACUCUUUCAAGUGUGUCAGAGAUCCUGCAGCUGUAUGAAGAGGAUGCAGAGGAGGUUCUAUGUGCGCUGGGUUUCGGUAGCGCGGAGGAGCAGAUCACCGCACGUGUCCCGUCGCGAUUUUUAAACUCUCCCUCCAACGCCAACGGCAUUAACUUGCGUCUGUUCCUGGACUCUCAAAUUCAGCGCAUACGAGAAGAGGACCACAGACUUUGUCUCGCCAGUCGUUUUAGACAGGUUGAAGUGCUCACGGCUACGGCCAAUGCUUUCUAUUCGCUCUACUCCCAUGUGUCCCGCACUCCUCUACAAAAACUGGACACGCCGGUGUUUACCUUUCCUUCUCCUGUGAACAAGAUGAAGCGGUUUCAGCCCAGCACUUGCAGCGAACCGCGGUCUCCUGUGGAGCGGCUUAAGGACACCGUUCACAGAAUGUGUCUGUACACAGGCUCCCCUCGUGGGUCUGAGUCCACCUCUCCGCAGCCAUUACACAGGAAGAGAAGCAGCGUCCCUGACAUCGUGGAAAUGAUCAUGAGAGGUAAAACGGGGACUGCCAAGAGGCUGGAUUUGGAGGAACAUCAUGGAGACAAUCAGACUGUGGAGGACGGGCUGACAACUGGAAACGGGGAAAAGAGACCCAUGCAGAAAGUCGUGGUGGAUGCAAAUAUACCUCAACAUGACACUAAAAUCUGCUGUGAAGAAAUGCAAGACAACAGACAAAAAGAAUAUGUUGAUGGUGAUCAAGAGAGGCCCAGAGAAAAAGAACUUGACAGCACAAAUAGUGGUCCAACAUUUUUCACAACACUGUCCUCAUCACAAGAAACUUUAACAGACUCUGAACAACUGAUGCCUUUACGUCGGUCGGAGCUGGACUCUUGUCCCACCCAAAGAGAUGCAGGGACAGCUGAGCUGCACCCUGCCGCUAAGGUCACGUGUGAUUUUUGUGAUCAGAGCACACACAGUACAAACUGUCUAUUUCCUGCUUCUUCUGUGGCAGAAAACACAGACGUGCCAUUCCCUGCAUCCCAUGAAUCCUGUGCUCUCACACAAGACUGCCACCCACACAUGACUAAGGUUGCUGGUUUAGAACCCAGCAGCAGCUGCAAUUGUUGCUGCAUUACAGUGACCGGCUGGGAUGGAGAGAUGGAAUCUCCACGUUCCACAAAAACGCCACAUUUUCAUUACGCUUCACCCGUGGCGUCCAUGUUGACCAGCGAUGAACUGUUAAGUCAAGGAGACACAAAGUACCUGAAUCCGAUGUCACAUCCCAGCAUGGGCGCCUUCUCCAAAGCCCGCCAGCAGGUCAACUCCUUUGAGUUGGAGGAGGUGCACAGCGCUGGAGAAGAGGAUUUUGGACAAUCAGAACUUUCAAGGACACCAACUUUGCAGCUUUCCAGAUGUCCAAAUAAAGGGGAGGUGGUUCGGGGUGACAGUGUGCAGUCGGACAGCAGCGGAUUUGCAGAUGAAGACCUCAGCCCCUCAGCAGAGAAACUCAGCAGCUGACAGACAACCUUACCUCUGCUUUUCUUUUACUCUGAAGAGUCCAUUUAAAAAUGUAACAGCUAAGAAAAUGACUCCAAACUUUGGAUUUACCUUGAUCUUCAGGUUACUGAAUAUAUUAUAUCCAGAUGUGAAGUUUUUGUAUGCUUUCAUAGUUCUUGAACGUUUGGGUGAAUACAUAUAGUUGUGUAGUGCACAAUGUGGACUACAUAAUAGAAAAACUUUUAAAAAGUUGAAACAUAAUAAUGCCUAGGAAAUAUUUCAUUAAAAAACAGCCACAGAUGCACUUUGAAAAUAAAAUUUCAUGUUUUUUCCUUCUAAGUUUUUGUAACUAUAUUAGGAUUUCUCAAAUGUGUCAGUUGUCACUUUUGUGUUGAAGUAAAACAGCUGUGACUUUGCUGGUAUAACCGCAUAAUAUAAACCUUAUAAGCUGCAUUAAAUAAUAAAUCCCA